AUGGCGAUACUCACUGACGAUGCCGACUACGAUGCCGGCGAAACGUCUUGGAAUGUACCACGUCCACGGUCCGACUUUGGAAAUGAUCAUGCAGGCAAUGGACUCCGGACAAGGUUGAUCAAUCGUGUUAACGAUUCCUUCCGUAUCCGUUCUGUCUCCAGGAUAUCCUCUUCUGGCUACAAAACCUCCAGCAAGGCGCUUAUCGCCUUCUCACCUAAGAUGUUUUGUUCAUGGAUUGUACAUCGAAACUCACCAAAAGUUCCGACCCCACCAACCCAAUGUUCUGGAUCCUUCGAGAAAAUUCAUGUGAAUUCUUAA
Molecule: messenger RNA, 318 nt
Organism: Protopolystoma xenopodis
Lineage: Eukaryota; Metazoa; Platyhelminthes; Monogenea; Polystomatidea; Polystomatidae
Source: the annotation of a GenBank genome assembly